Messenger RNA from Lytechinus pictus (painted urchin), 1095 nucleotides. Its product is annotated as exosome complex component RRP46-like. NCBI's taxonomy places the organism in Eukaryota, Metazoa, Echinodermata, Echinoidea, Temnopleuroida, Toxopneustidae. The transcript has 5 exons. Bases 45 to 590 code for a protein of 181 amino acids. Gene Ontology annotation, biological process: U4 snRNA 3'-end processing; poly(A)-dependent snoRNA 3'-end processing; nuclear mRNA surveillance. The record is from RefSeq and is a predicted model, not a curated record. Gene Ontology annotation, cellular component: cytoplasmic exosome (RNase complex); nuclear exosome (RNase complex); nucleolus.
UCUUUUUCCUUCGAUGUUUUUGUACUGCAGGUGAUACAUCAGUAAUGGCUGCAGUUUAUGGGCCUGGGGAUAUCAAACCAAAUAAGGCUCUCAUGGACAAGGCAACAGUAACAGUUACAUACAAACCAAAAGUAGGAAUGGCAGGUGUAAGAGAGAAAGCCUUGGAGAGGAUGAUCAGGAAUACCUGUGAGACGGUCCUCUUGACCACACUCUUCCCACGUUCUUCUGUUGAUAUCAUCAUCCAGGAGAUCCAAGAUGCAGGGGCUCUGUUAGCAUGUUGUAUCAACGCAGCUUGCUUGGCCAUGAUCAACGCAGGCAUCCCCAUGAAAUGUACUGUCGCAGCUUCCUGUUGCAUGAUGGGUAAAGAUGAGGACCUUGUGGUUGAUCCAACCAAGGAACAGGCAAAGGAUGCUGAUUGCAUAUUAACAGCGGCCAUUGACAGUUCAUCACAUAACCUCAUCACAUCUAGCAUGCAAGGCAGCUGCACUGUGGAACAAUAUCACAAGCUGAUGUCAGUGAGCCAGAAAGCAUGUGACAAGGUAUUCGAUUUCUACCGAGAAGCGAUGACAAGGACAUUAUCCAAACCUUGAUGAAUGCACAGGAUAACUGAAAUAGUUCAUUGCCAGUCCUAAGACAUUUUCUGACAAGAAUCAAGGAUUUGUGAAUCUACAAGAUUUGGAUAAGAAAGCUUUUAUGUGAUCAGUUUCUGCAUCCGGAAAACUUUUCCAACCUAGUUUGUAUCAUGUAUCUUGACUUUGCUAGAGAGCAUGAUUGUGCCAAGACAAAGAUCGGUAAUAUCCAGAUUUUUUUUAAUUUUAUUGGAUUAAUCAAGACGGAUUCAUUGGAGAGCAUUGUCAGAGAUUCAUCAAGGCUGUUCUCGAGGUCAAAAUUUUCUCACCGUCUUGUCCAUCUUUAUCACAGCAUUUCUCAAAAUAGUUUUGGGAAUCAUUUUUAUGCAAAAGUGCGUUUUUAAAUCACAGUCUAAGUCUGAGCAGUUCCUCAGGUUAAGAUUAAGUCCACAAUAAGUCAUCAGGCAAGUAUCUCUGUCAUAGGUAUGUUUCUUUUUUAAUAAAGCUAGAUAUUAUGGUUAUGGAA